Messenger RNA from Paramecium tetraurelia, 372 nucleotides. RefSeq lists its product as uncharacterized. NCBI's taxonomy places the organism in Eukaryota, Ciliophora, Oligohymenophorea, Peniculida, Parameciidae. The record is from RefSeq and is a predicted model, not a curated record. The transcript has a single exon.
AUGUAAAAAUAUUAAGAGUAAUAUGCAAAAUAAUCUGAAGAAAUUUUAGGAUUAUUUCUGGAUAUGGCAGAGGAGGGAGAAUAACCGAAAAUAAUGAGCAGAUUGAAAAAAACAUUAAAAAAAGCAUAAAAGAAUGUACAUAUUGUUGAUGAUAACAAGUUGGAUAGAAUGGAAAUGGAAAGUAUGUCUGGAGAGUAAAGACUAUAGGUUUGGCAAUAGCAAAAUGAUAUGCAUAAAACCAUUAUGGAAAUUCAAGGAUUAAGUUCAGAUUCUGAUGAUGAAGAAGAGUUCGUUUACAACGGAUCAAAGUUUAACCUCAUCAACAUGAUAGUGCUACUUUUAACUAUUGUUCUCAUCAGUCAAUAUCCAUGA